This is a messenger RNA of Capsella rubella, 1156 nucleotides long. Its product is annotated as probable 2-oxoglutarate-dependent dioxygenase DIN11. Gene Ontology annotation, molecular function: dioxygenase activity. Bases 50 to 1051 code for a protein of 333 amino acids. The transcript is spliced from 12 exons. The record is from RefSeq and is a predicted model, not a curated record. Lineage: Eukaryota; Viridiplantae; Streptophyta; Magnoliopsida; Brassicales; Brassicaceae.
UACGUACUUACGAGAAAAGCGUUUCUUUCAAUAUUUCCAUAUUACCGAAAUGGUGACGACAGACUUCAAAUCCCAACUUCCAAUUAUCGACAUCAGUCCUUUACUGGCCAAAUGUGACGAUCCCAACAUGGCGGAGGAUGCCGGGGUGGCGCAAGUUGUCCGAAAACUGGACAGCGCAUGCCGGGACGUAGGAUUCUUCUACGUGAUUGGUCAUGGAAUAUCAAAAGAUCUUAUAAAUAAGGUGAAAGAAAUGACUCAUCAGUUCUUCCAGCUCCCUUACGAGGAGAAACUUAAGAUCAAGAUUACUCCAGCUGGUGGUUACAGAGGAUAUCAGAGAAUUGGAGUAAACUUUACGAGUGGGAAACAAGAUAUGCAUGAAGCCAUUGAUUGUUACAGAGAGUUCAAGGAAGGGAAGUAUGGGGACAUCGGAAAGGUCUUGGAAGGGCCAAACCAGUGGCCAGGGAAUCCUCAAGAGUACAAAGAUUUGAUGGAGGAGUAUAUCAAGCUAUGCACAGAUCUUUCUAGAAAUAUAUUAAGGGGAAUCUCCUUAGCCCUUGGUGGAUCUCCUUACGAGUUUGAGGGAAAGAUGCUAAGAGACCCUUUUUGGGUAAUGCGUAUCAUUGGUUAUCCAGGAGUAAACCAAGAAGAUGUUAUUGGAUGUGGAGCUCACACUGAUUAUGGCUUGUUGACGCUUAUAAAUCAAGAUGAUGAUAAAACUGCUCUUCAGGUGAAAAACGUGGACGGUGAUUGGAUACCAGCUAUUCCGAUCCCUGGAUCGUUUAUUUGCAACAUUGGCGACAUGUUAACGAUACUAACCAACGGAGUUUACGAAUCUACACUUCAUAAAGUGAUCAACAACUCUCCUAAAUACCGUGUUUGUGUUGCAUUCUUCUACGAGACAAACUUCGAUGCGGAGGUGGAACCAUUGCAUGUCUUCAAAGAGAAGUAUCCGAGGAAAUUUAAAUCUCAAGUUGCCAAAAGAGUUGUCUAUGGACAGCACCUGAUUAAUAAGGUCCAAGCCACUUUUGCAAAUUUAGUGGAAAACAGUUAACAUGGUUGGUUUGGGGUUUGGAUGGUGUUUUACCAAGCUAAGUUGGCUUUCGAGGUUUAAUAAAAUAGAAUAAAAGCUGUUCUAAGCGACAAUGAAAAUAAAAGA